GCCAAGCUGCUCGCGCACAACCGCGAGGUCUUGUCAGCAGCACGAGCGAUGCUAGUCGAGGGUCGCGUGGAAACAGACUAAAUAGAAACAGCUCGGCCAGGUAUCGUCUUGUUUCAGCAGAGAGUGAAGAUAAAGAGGCAGUAUGUCGGUGCUAGCUCUACAAGAGUACGAAUUUGAGAGACAGUUCAACGAGGACGAAGCCAUACGAUGGAUGCAGGAGAACUGGAAGAAGUCCUUUCUCUUCUCUGCACUCUAUGCUGCCUUUAUCCUCGGGGGCCGCCAUGUCAUGAAGCAGAGGGAGAAGUUUGAGCUGAGGAAACCACUGGUGCUAUGGUCUCUGACACUUGCUGUAUUUAGUAUAUUUGGUGCCAUCCGUACUGGUAGUUAUAUGACCUACAUCCUCAUGACGAAAGGGCUUAAACAGUCAGUUUGUGACCAGAGCUUUUACAACGGGCCUGUCAGCAAGUUCUGGGCAUAUGCCUUUGUACUAAGUAAAGCUCCAGAACUGGGUGACACUCUCUUCAUUGUCCUGAGGAAGCAGAAGCUCAUCUUCCUCCACUGGUACCACCACAUCACCGUGUUGCUCUACUCCUGGUACUCCUACAAAGACAUGGUGGCCGGCGGCGGCUGGUUCAUGACCAUGAACUACUUGGUCCAUGCUGUCAUGUACUCUUACUACGCCUUGCGGGCAGCCGGCUUCAAGGUGUCCCGGAAAUUUGCCAUGUUCAUCACACUUACCCAGAUCACCCAGAUGUUAAUGGGCUGUGUGGUCAACUACCUGGUGUACUCGUGGAUGCAGCAGGGCCAGGAGUGUCCAUCCCACAUGCAGAACAUUGUGUGGUCCUCCCUCAUGUACCUCAGCUACUUUGUGCUUUUUGUCCAGUUCUUCAUCGAGGCCUACAUGAGCAAGUCCAAAUUAUCGGUCAUAGCUGCCACUAAGAAGAACGAGUAAACAAAUGCCAUAUGUUUUUAAAGAAGGGUGAACAAGAAGAGUAAGGGAGUUGGAAUUGGAGAGCUGGGACCAGUGACUUGAGAGAGUCUCUUAGGGUUUGGGAAGGGUUUUUAAAAGGAAAGAUGGAUUAUGAGGAAGGUGAAGACUUGAGGAGUCAGGGUAGAGUGGGGGUGGGUGGGUCAAAAAGGAUUGGUUGUGUUUGUGCUUGAGCAUCACUAUUAAUGUGCAGAUCUAAAAUGCCUCGAAGGAAGUGACAUCUCCAUCAAGGGAUGCUGAGAAAGCAGUGCCGCCAUGAUCAGAAGCCAUCACAAGUUGUCUGCCUGAAGUCUAAAAGCCCCUUAUGAAUUCACCAUGAAUUGUUUUUAAAACUUAGAAUAUAACAAAAGGACGAACAUCAUUAGAUUAAAAAAAAUACAACUGCAAAGUGCAUAUGUUUACUUGAUAUUAAAAAAGGAAAAUAACCUGUACAUAUGAAGAUGGAUGGAGCGUUAACUUAAGCCAUCUGAGUAUGUUUUUGUCUGUCUGUCAUCAGUGUUUGUCGUUUGGUUUUGGUAUGUCAAAGAAAAAGUUUAAGACACUGGUGAGCGUGUAAAGCUACUGAGAGUUUGAACCAAUGGGGUGAACGGCACUGUUUCUUCUGUGUCUUACAUUGCAAAAAUGUGAUAUUUUCUCAGGUCUUAGGUUCUCUCUUUCUUAAUAUAAUAUGCAUAUCAAGACAAAGUGGACAUGUUUAACAUCAGUACCGGUUUACAGUAUGGCGUAUAUUCACUCAGUAUGGCUGAAGGUAUGAAUGAAGCUGAUUGGACUGCCUGACCAAGAAGAACACACUUCUCCUGGGCAUGAUGGGAAACAGAUGCUGACAGUGCCCUGCUUCACCACACCCCAUAACUUUGCAGAAGUUGCUGACCACACUUGGAAAAUGACUUUUCAUUGAUUUCCAAAUGCUACUCUGUGUUAAAGGGUCCCUACCAGUGAACAAAAACUUGUCUGUUGGACACUGAAGGCUUAAAAGGACAACAUAUUUAUGUCUAGCAAAAAAAAAAAGAAAAAAUAAAUAAAACAUGCAAAUUGUUAAAAUCUGCUGUAUUGACUUAAAAAAAAUUAUGUAUCUUUAAUGGUGUCUGUUGUGCUAUUGUGCAUUUGCACUGUAUCAAUGUCCAAACUUGUUGCUGAAAACCUUAACAUAUGAACAAAGAGUGCAAAAAUG
This is a messenger RNA of Cheilinus undulatus (humphead wrasse), 2159 nucleotides long. RefSeq names its product ELOVL fatty acid elongase 6 (gene elovl6). Gene Ontology annotation, molecular function: fatty acid elongase activity. The transcript has 4 exons. Gene Ontology annotation, biological process: fatty acid elongation, saturated fatty acid; very long-chain fatty acid biosynthetic process; sphingolipid biosynthetic process. The record is from RefSeq and is a predicted model, not a curated record. Gene Ontology annotation, cellular component: endoplasmic reticulum membrane; endoplasmic reticulum. NCBI's taxonomy places the organism in Eukaryota, Metazoa, Chordata, Actinopteri, Labriformes, Labridae. Bases 143 to 952 code for a protein of 269 amino acids.